AUGGCCGACGAUCCGCACAACACGAGCGACAUCGAGACGGGCGCCGCGAAGGAGGACGCCGAAACCACGGCCGCGCGGCGCGAGCUGAAGCAGACAAGCAUCUCGGAGAAGGCGGGGCACGCUCAGCAGUUAUCCCAGGACGAUAAGAGCGCCUCGGAUGACGAUGCACCCCAAGAUAAGGCCCCUCCACGACGAGUUACUCCCGAUAUCACCCUGGGCCCGCCAAGGGAAGAAGUCUUGAGAGAGCAGAUCUCGUCGCCAAAGAAAAAGCGGGCACACGACGAGCUAGAUGAGAACAAGGAUGUUGCCGAGACCCUGCUCGAAGAAGGAGCACCUCCCAAGCCUGCCGCCACAGGCGCGACCCAGAGCAGGACAGACCGGUUUGAGCCCGAGAAGAAGCGACCCCGAGAUCGUCAAGCAAGUGCCUCAGCGGUCAAGAGUGGUCAGGAGGAAGUGGAGCCUCUAUCUGGCAGCACGUCCCGAAGAUCGAGCAUGGAGUCGACCGGAGCGUCCAAGACAGAAAAGCCCCAAACAUCAGCAGCUGCCUUUGCCAGCUCGGGCUUCGCAAAAUUUGGGCGCGCACCGGUCUCUCCGUUUGGCGCGUUAGGUGCUUCGGGCAAGCCCAGUCCCUUUGCUUCAGCAUCAAGCUCUUCGUCCGGUAGCAUAUUUGGCGCACCCAAGCCGUCGGUCCCCUCGUCACCACCCAAACUCAGUUUCGCUUCCAAGACGGCUGCGUCCCCCUUCGCCAGCCUCAACGGACAGGGCGCCGGGACGGCAUUCAAGUCAAGCCCUUUCGCAAGCGCUUUUGGGGGCAGUGCCCUCCCAGGAUCGCGUCUCACAAACUUUGGCAAGCCCGGCGAAGUCCCUAAGAGCGACAAGCCUGCCAAGCCGUUUGGUGCACCAGAUAGCGAUGCAGAGGCAGGGUCCGAGGAUGAAGAGAGCAGAGAUGACGCUAGCAAUGCUGAAGCUGGACCCGAGGAUCCGGGGGAUAAGGAGAUCGAAAAGGACCGAGAUGAGUCCAAGACGGCGGCCGACGAUGACAAGAAGAAGCCCAAACUACAAAAGGUCGUAAUUGACGAUGGCGAAGGCCAGGAACUCACGCUUUUCUCGGCACGUGCCAAGAUGUACAUAAUGGAGAAGGGCGUGGGGUGGAAGGAGCGUGGAGCGGGCAUGCUGAAGAUCAACGUUCCCAAAUCGACAGUGGACCUGGACGACCAGGGCGUUCCGGACCCGACCACCUUUGACGCCUCGGCCCUCGACGAUAACAACGGCGACGAGGAGGCGGAGGAGGGGCACGCCGGGCGGAAGCAUGUCCGCCUAAUCAUGCGUCAAGACCAUACGCUGCGCGUGAUUCUGAACACGGUCAUCCUGCCGGCCAUGAAGUUCCAGCUUACAAACAGGCUCAAGGCGGCUACGGUGCUAUUUACGGCUUUUGAGGGCGGCGAGGCGCGACAGGUGCAGAUGAAGUUGAGCGAGGCGAAUGCGAAGACCUUCUCCCAAGUUGUGGAACUGUUAAAGAAACGGCUUGCCGAUGUCUAG
Molecule: messenger RNA, 1539 nt
Organism: Canariomyces notabilis
Lineage: Eukaryota; Fungi; Ascomycota; Sordariomycetes; Sordariales; Chaetomiaceae
Product: PH domain-like protein
Exons: 4
Coding region: 1-1539 (512 amino acids)
Biological process (GO): intracellular transport
Cellular component (GO): cytoplasm; nuclear pore
Molecular function (GO): GTPase activator activity
Source: RefSeq, a predicted model, not a curated record